Messenger RNA from Leptonychotes weddellii (Weddell seal), 1487 nucleotides. It is a transcript of the gene AIRIM, whose product is annotated as AFG2 interacting ribosome maturation factor. The record is from RefSeq and is a predicted model, not a curated record. Gene Ontology annotation, cellular component: nucleus; cytoplasm. NCBI's taxonomy places the organism in Eukaryota, Metazoa, Chordata, Mammalia, Carnivora, Phocidae.
ACGUUCGCGACUCAGUAGCUGCGCUGGGGCAUGCGCAGAGAGACCGCGGGCGCUUGGUGGUGGCCUUGGCGGGUCCUCAAACUUUGAUGGAAUUAGCUUGAAGUUUUCCCGCUGGUUUAAGGAAAGCGACGGGCAGUUUCCGGGAAAGGAGACAAGAUUCUGGCUCUGGAAGUACGGGUUCGGAGACAGCGCUUUGGCCCGGGGAAUCCGCAGUCUGAAACUGGAGACUACCCGAGCCGCGGGCGAACCUCCUCCGAGGCCUGGUCGGGAAACCCUCCCGGAGGUGGGAAACCAAGGUCCUGCCUCCAGAGCCCCUCUAAAGAAGAUGACUCAAGACCAGCCUUUGCUUGCUGUGCACGAGGCCCUGAGGAAGUGCUUUCCCGUGGUGGAGGAGCAGCAGGGCCUGUGGCAGAGCACGCUGAGGGACAGCCAGCCCCUCCUGGCCUCCCUCAGCAACCUGGCAGAGCAGCUGCAGGCGGCCCACAAUCUGCGGUUUGAGGACGUGCCUCCACUUCGGGCCUUCCCAGACUUAAAGGAGCGGCUGAGGCGCAAGCAGCUGGCGGCUGGCGACACUGUCUUGGACAAGUUAGGGGAGAGGCUAGCCACCCUCCUCAAGGUGCGUGACACCGUCAGCAGGCACGUGGAGCAGGUGCUUGAGAUCUAUGAGCAGCAUGCAGACUCGAUUGGCAUUGAUGCUCUUCUGCAGGCUUCAGUGGUCAGCCCUUCUGUGGCUGACAUGUUGGAAUGGUUGCAGGACAUUGAGAGACAUUAUCGAAAUUCGAAGUUAUCUGAAGAGAAAGUACCUCCUGUCCUCGAUCCAGUGGGGAGAUUUAGCAAACAUCCAAGCUUUGCCCAAGGCCUGGGACCAAAUUUCAGAAGAUGAACACCAAAGCCUUGUACAAGAUACCCUGUUGAAUGUUUCCUUCUUCCUGGAGGAGUAAAGAAGCCGUGUGUUUACCAGCAAACUAGGGGGACACAGUUGAAGACUGAUGUUGGUGCUUUCUGGUAUGGUAACCUGACAUACUUGAAAAAUCAGUGCCUAGAGCCUGAGGACUGGCUUCUGAUGCUGGGGCCUCUCCCUGCGACGUCACGGCUGAGGGCACAUUGCCCUUUCCUAGGCUCCAGAGUGGAGGAGGCGGAGAGAAUGCAGGAAAGGCAAUGCAGGAGAACACUGGGGUAGGGGCUACUGCCACGAAGUGGUAGGGAAGGAGCGGGCCGGGGAGGGGGUGUGACACACCCUUGGCAUCACCCAGAGCUCUGAGCUUGGUUGACACCCGGCCCUGUUUUGUGCAUUUGUGUCAGUAUCGAUUCUUUGACGGAAGAUGAUGAUUCUUGAUGAUUUAAAGAAAUAAAGGUGAUAAUUGAUGGAAGACAGUACAGCUCUUCCUCGACUUAGAGUGGGGUUACAUCCUGAUAAUCCCAUCAUAAAUUGAAAAUAUUGUAAGUCAAAAAUGCAUUUAAUACACCUAACCUAGGGCGCCUGGGUG